Molecule: messenger RNA, 3587 nt
Organism: Pangasianodon hypophthalmus (striped catfish)
Lineage: Eukaryota; Metazoa; Chordata; Actinopteri; Siluriformes; Pangasiidae
Product: myocilin
Exons: 3
Coding region: 142-1464 (440 amino acids)
Biological process (GO): signal transduction; osteoblast differentiation
Cellular component (GO): Golgi apparatus
Source: RefSeq, a predicted model, not a curated record
CACCAUUUCAAAGCUUAGACAACAUCCCACAAGUGAAGAAGCACAAAGUCGGAUUUUAGAAGAAACACUUUGGAAAAACAUAAACAUAGAAGUGAAUAGACAGACAUCCUUUAUUUAAAUCCUGACUCUCUGCUCCUAAUUAUGUGGACGAGGUUUGCUGUGUUUGUCUUCUGGUUGGUUGUGGAUGUCCAUGCUCUGGACCGAGCCUCGUUCCGCAGGUCCAAUGAUCGCUACAGCCGCUGCCAGUACACCUUCACUGUGGACAGCCCAGUGGAAUCCAGCUGUCCCAGCACCAUGGAGGCAGAAAAUCUGAGCGCUCGCAUCACGCUCCUGGAGGCGGUGGUGAGCCGUGUGCUGGGGGCCGAGGCAGUCACGGAGGCAGUGAGGACGCCAGCAGAGACCGAGGAGAUGAGGCAGCUUCUACAGGAUAAAGAGCAGCUGGACGGGCAGGUGAAGGAGCUGCAGAGACGAGUGGAGGAGCUCACGAUGGAGACAGAAAAGCUCAGAGAGAAACCCUGUCCACUGGUCCCUGACUCUGAGGACAGCUUCGGCGUUAACAGAGGCAGUGGUCCUGCUGUGAGUGGUGCAUUUCAAGAGAUGAAGGCUGAGGUUUCUGAGGUUCCAGCUCCUCCUAAAGUCAAGGAGAACGUCCGAGACAAUGCAGACUGUGGGGAACUUGUUUCUGUUGGUGAGCCUGAGACCCAUCAAAAGGCGACCAGCAUCACAGGGAAGUACGGGAUGUGGUUCCAGGACCCCGAGUCUCCGGGAGCUCCGUACGGGCCGGACACGGUGUGGCGCAUUGACACUGUGAGCAGCGACGUACGAGAACUGUACGCCUACGAAAACCUGGAGCAGCUCGCUCGUGGCUAUCCCAUGAAGGUCCUGCUUCUACCGGAGUCCAUGGAGAGUACAGGGGGCACAGUGUACCAGGGUUCACUUUACUACCAGCGCAAACAGAGCCCCAUGCUGCUGCGUUAUGACCUCACCGCUGAGGACAUAGUGGCCCGAAGAGAGCUGCCACACCCUGGAUUCCACGGCCAGUACCCUUACUCCUGGGGUGGCUACACUGACAUCGACUUGGCUGUGGACGAGAAGGGACUGUGGGCCAUCUACAGCACGGAAAACACUCGCGGAGCCAUCAUCAUCUCGCAGCUGGAUCCCAAGAACCUGAAAGUGACCAGGAGCUGGGAGACCAACAUCCAGAAGAACAAAGUGGCGAACGCCUUCAUGAUCUGUGGCAGGCUGUACACGGUGGCGAGCUACAGAGCUAACACCACCACCAUCAACUUAAGCUUUGACACAGCUAGCGGGCAGAGCAAAAUGGUGGACGUGCCCUUCCGCAACCGUUAUGGCUACAACAGCAUGAUCGACUACAACGCGGCGAGAAGGAAGCUAUACUCCUGGGACAACUUCCACAUGGUCACCUAUGACGUGAAACUCGCGAGGGCCAGCAGCUCACAGUGACAGAGACUGAUUCUAGAUACAAGAAGCAGUGAUACAUGUUUAUAACCCCUGAUCUUUAAAGUUUUAGACUUCAGCAGGGAAAAUAUCCAAACUUUUGUAACAGUUUGUAACUUACCGCCAUCUUCUGGCUAUAAGAUCAACUGCAAACACAGUGAUAACAUGGAGUGUGUCCCAAAACUCGAAUUGAUGCCUCCUUGAUUCCUCCAUCUUAAAUGUGUUUAGAAUCAGUGAAUAAAUACAGAGGUGGCUUUUGGAUAAAGGACACACAGGUGCUUCCUACAUGGAAGUAUGCUUUGUUGUAGCAUGUGACGUUAGCACACGGUGUAAAUGCUGCAAAUCUCCCAAAAAAAGAAAUGACAGUAAAUGGUACAAUAAUAAAAAUCACAAACACAAACUGAAUCAUAAUAAAUAAAUAAACAUUUUAAUUUGCAUGGAAGUCAAUUAACAUGUCUUGCUUUAAAAAAUGGAGAAAUUAAAUGAUGAGGAGAAUCAAAACCAACAUUUAAGCAUGUGAUGUACAUGCGCACUAAGAAUAAUUUAUGCUAAUUAAUUAUGAUAAUUAUGAUUAUAAUUAUGAUAAUAAUUUCAUUUAAACGCUGAUAUAUAGUUAAUCUGUAUAUCAGUUAUACAGUGGAUUCAGCUGGGAAACAUCGAUAAUCAUCAAUAAGUAAAUUCACUAAAGUCACGUUAAAGUGAUGCUUCAGUGAAAUAAUUUUGUUCCUCAUGUCCUCACUUCCUUUCCCUGUGUCGGUUCUCCAUGUUCUCGGAUGGAGGAGCUGAGAAGGAAGGAAGCGAAGCAAAGAGGUACAGUUAAAGAAGUGAAAAGUCUUUACCUUCCUACCUUCUCCUUUAAUAACCACUUAUGCCUUGUGCCUUGUCUCUUAGGGAAGAAGGGGCGAUCCAGCUGGGGGCGGAGCUAAUUUCUGGGCCAUAAAAUUAUUAAUAGCAGCCUUUAAAAAGAAAAUUGAAAAAAAAAUUGAAAAAAAAUUUUGAAAAACAAUAUUGCUAUUCUAUAUUUUUUGUCUAAGGUAUCCUUAAAAAUGAUGUGAUUGUUAUAGGUCUAGAAAUGCAUUUAAGUAUUAAAAGAACUGCACCUUUAAAAAUGUAUGAGGCUGAAUAUUAUUUCAGGACAGUGUAUACCCUAAAGUAAAUUAAUAAAUUAAUUAAAUUGCUAUAAAAUUGCUAUAAAAAAUGAACUUAUAAAGAUCACUGGGGGAUGAAAAAAAAUUCUAUAGUCCUUUUGUUACUAGGAUAUAUUCUUACCCUGUAUGAGUAAAAACACUUGUUUUACAGAAAAUUAUACAUUCCACAAAUAUCAAACUUUUUAUAAAUAUUUGAAUAUAUAAAACAAUUUUUCUACUUGAUUACAGACUGUUUAAACGUUUAAAUUUUAGAGUAUAAACCCGACAACAAUAUAUUCUGUAAAAAUGAAACUCUUUGUAAAUAUAUUAAUAUAUAUUCUUUUAUAAUUUUUUUUUAAUACUCGGGUACACACUAUUAUUUUGUUACACUCACCUGCCUGUUACUUUGUUGCCUAAUGACAACUGCAAAAUAAAAAUCUCAAUUUUUUAGCAAUGUUUUUCUGUGUUAGUGCAGUUUGAAUGCCACCUACUGUAAAGAAAUAUAAAUGUACAGAGCCUCACAUCAGUGUGAAAUACAAAGGUAAGCAUGUACAGCUGAUAUAUUCAUCACCAAUGAUGAAACAAGAGGCUGGUUUAACUCAUAUAUUAAUAUUUUAAACAUGAAACACAGACUGAAAACUAAUUCAAUUCCACGACUGAGGUGCUCUUUAUGUUCCGCUGACAUUAUAUUUACAAAUCUGUAUAUAAAAGUAAAACACAUUUUAAACAUUUUAAACCUCAAGUCUCCUUCACUACAACCUAUCUUCCAUGUUCCAGAUAAAUCACUUUAAACAUUAAUAAUAAUCUACAACACCUACAGCACUUCCACAGAAAUUAGCAUGUUUGCCCACUAGAACUACACUUUAGCUUGAAAUAUAAUCAUUAAAAUACUUUAAAAUCUGAUAUUUUAGCAUUAAUGUGUGAAUCGAUAUGCCUGAAACAUCCUUUACCACACUUUAUCCAUUAUAGGUUAUGAAAAAUGUACAUUCACCCUUAUGAAAU